UUCUAUAAUAGACAAGUCUACACAUUUUAUUUGUGUCAUUUCCAUUUUGCAUUUGGUUAGUUCUGCCAUAUGUCAAAAUUCAGACCACUUCGCUCAUCCUCGAUUAUCCUCAAGUCAACAUGCUCAAUAGAAGAAUGUUUCUGGCCACGUGGCAAGAACCCACAUAGAACACUUGUAAUGGAGCAAAUGCCGGCAAGCACGAUCGUCAAACAAGAAACGUUUGUGCUUCUUCUUUGUCUCCUACUUCCCACAUAUCUCUCAGAAAAUCCAACAGAAGCAAACUCAUUUACAACACUAACCUCGUUUCCCCUUCAACCCAAAAGCUAAAAAGACCAAUUCAAGAGGACACUCAAGUAAUUUUCCUGCCCCCAGCAAUCCGCCGGCUUGGAUUGUAGGCAUAUCUAUGUUGCCGCCAUUUUCAAAAGUUUGUUUUUCCUGUCAUCCAUUUUUUAAAACUGAACAACUCGCAUAUCUAAAUUAUAACAACCUUCCUCUCUCUUUUUUAUCUCUCUUUGCCUAAACAAACAAUGAAGGGCGACACUGACCCUUUACUAUCAGAUCAAUCUCUCAAGCCAAGAAAACUAAAAUCCCGUGGAGUAUGCUCUAGAUUUUUGUCUCCGUCCUCAUCUCCACAUGAUAAUCGAAUUCCAUCUCCAACUCCAAGCCAAGCUUCCUCACCAGUCCGCCGUAAAUCCACCGACGCUCGGAAAAACCGGAGCCUUGAAGACUCUGGUUUUAUUCGAGGAAUUUGGCCUUCAUCCAUUGCUUCUUCAUCUCCUUCACGUCCAUCAUCAAGCAACAAUACUCUUGGCACUCUUGCUGAUCAUCUUGGAAAUGAUAGACUCAGAGAUUUACUAGAGAGAAAAAAAGACGAUAAAUCUCCGAAAAGUAGCAAUGUCUAUUCGCUUACUAGGCAAAGAAGUUGCUCUGAGUAUACUAGGUCUGGAAAUGAGAAAGAGAAAGAGAAAGAAAUCAUGAAAGAAAAUCACAGACCAGUUGGAGGGUCUAUGAGAUAUACAGGAAAGUUUCACUUCCCGGGCAAAUCAUCUGCUUCAUCGUCAUCGUCAUCCUCGUCUAAUACGUUUAUUCCUGGAAGAUUAUCAGUUGAUGAAAAUGCACUAUAUCGAAAUUUAGAAAGUGCCGGUGUAUCUCGGCGAAAAUCAGAUUCUUUUAUGGAUGAUGUUGAUGCAGAAUCUGAGUGUAGUGCCACAGAUUGUAGUUCUACAGCUACAGGGAAAAACUCAAGAAAAUCUGGUAUCGAGGUUUCUUCGAAAUAUCUGCAACAUAUUCCUUCAAGGUGUAGAAGGGGCACUUCAGAUUCUAACAUUCAACAUCCAAUAUCUUUAGAUGCUUCUCCGAAAAUGAAGAAGCUUACGAUAAAAAAUGCGAUUAAGAGGGCUAAUUCUCUUACUGGCUAUGGAAGUGCUACAUCACAAUGGGCCUUGUCACCAGGGCGAUCAGGGUCACCACCGAUGUCAGUGGAAAAUAAGGAAAGGCCAUUGUCCUUCUCGAGUUUGAAACCGCCAUCUAGUCCUUCAAGAAGUAGUGCUAAAGGAGUGGAGAAAUUGUUGAAUUUAGGCCUGGACUUGUUUAAGAGUAAGAAAUGGCCUUCGUCUAGUUCACUGACUGCGGGUUCUGGGAAUGUGCAGAGCAUUCAUCAGCUAAGAAUGCUUCAUAAUCAGCAGAUGCAGUGGCGGUACGCAAAUGCUAGAGCUGAUGGUGUAUACGGGAACGUAACUAAGCAAGUAGAGAACAAUCUGUUAUGUGCAUGGCAUAGUCUUGCAAAUUUGCAACGAUCUGUGCUGCUGAAGAAAUUACAGCUUCAGAAGGAAAAGUUUGAGAUAAAGCUAGACUUCAUACUACAUUCUCAAAUAAAACAACUGGAAGCUUGGGGAGAUAUGGAAAGGCAGCACCUAUCUGCAGUUUUAAAGACUAAAGAAUGUCUAUAUUCUGUCAUUUGUAAAGUUCCUCUUAUUGAAGGUGCAAAGGCUGAGCCACAAUCGACUUCCCUGGCACUUCGACAUGCAUCAGACCUCGCAGCUUCCAUCAAGUCAACAUUGAUUACAUUUUCACCGCUGACUGAGAAGGGUGCAGCAUUCUUUUCACAAUUAGCAGAGGUGGUUUCACAAGAAAAGUUAUUGUUAGAGGAGUGCCUAGAACAUCUCCAGACAAUAUCUGCAUUAGAGGUACAAAACUCGAACUCGUAUAACCACCACAUUGGAGAUAUUGGAGAAAGGAAAUUUCUGAUGACAAAACUGUAACAAUAAGAUAACGGAUAUGCAAGCAUCUGAAGAGCCCGUGUUUAAAUGCUUUGGAUGUCUCUAUUAUAAAUUCUUGACAGUGAUUUAUUUGGGAUCGUGUUGACAGGUUCAGGAAAGGAGUUUGAAGUGCUAUAUAAUCCAGUGGCGGCAACAAAUCACUUCAUGACUUGUUCUUCUGUAUUGGAGUAGGAAACUGUAGCUUUUUGCAGCAGGGUUAACUCGAGGGAGAAUUAUGAUCAAGUAGGAUAAUGAUUAGCAGAUCAUGCAAUGAGGUGUGAUCAUAAGUGGGCGAAUGUCAUAGGUGAAAUUUUGAUUGUCAGCUUGUGUUCUUCUUUCCGUGGAAGAAUCUUGUUUCAUUUUUACUCUUUGUAGAAUGCUAUUUUAUCUUAUUCAUAAUAAUGUCCAUCUCAACCUACUCCUGCGUCAUCGUUGAUAUGUAAUGUAAACAUUCUCCUGUUUCUCAGAUGACACAAAAUCUGAGAAGUAAAAGUUUUACUUGUA
Ricinus communis (castor bean) is the source of this 2762-nucleotide messenger RNA. RefSeq names its product QWRF motif-containing protein 3. Lineage: Eukaryota; Viridiplantae; Streptophyta; Magnoliopsida; Malpighiales; Euphorbiaceae. Gene Ontology annotation, molecular function: microtubule binding. Gene Ontology annotation, biological process: centrosome cycle; spindle assembly. Gene Ontology annotation, cellular component: cytoplasm; centrosome; nuclear microtubule. The transcript has 5 exons. The coding region runs from base 528 to 2261 and encodes 577 amino acids. The record is from RefSeq and is a predicted model, not a curated record.